Molecule: messenger RNA, 1875 nt
Organism: Cryptococcus wingfieldii CBS 7118
Lineage: Eukaryota; Fungi; Basidiomycota; Tremellomycetes; Tremellales; Cryptococcaceae
Exons: 5
Coding region: 1-1875 (624 amino acids)
Biological process (GO): regulation of transcription by RNA polymerase II; DNA-templated transcription
Cellular component (GO): chromatin
Molecular function (GO): DNA-binding transcription factor activity, RNA polymerase II-specific; zinc ion binding; RNA polymerase II cis-regulatory region sequence-specific DNA binding
Source: RefSeq, a predicted model, not a curated record
AUGAGUCUCCCUUCACCGCCGGCACCCAACCAAGCCGAUCUCGAAAAGGCCCAGCCUUUCCAGUGUGCUGUUUGUCAGCGUCGCUUCACCCGAAUGGAAAACCUCAAAAGACAUGCAAAGCUUCACGACAAGACAACAGAGCGCCCCGUUUUCCCCUGCAGCGAGUGCAAGUCGACGUUCUCAAGGGCAGAUCUCAGAAGACGGCACGUCACCAGCAAGCACGGAGAUGAAUCUUCGAGAGGCAAAUCGACCAGUCCCAAGGACUCUAGCUAUAAAGCGGUCAGCAUCAUCCCCGAACAAUUACCAGAUGCUCUUGCCACUGCUUUAUACCAGCAGGAAAGAUCAAUAAUCGACCGAUUUCCAUUCGCAGACCUCGGCGGCCCUGCGUCUGUCCAAUACCAGGACACCAACCCCGCCCCUAUCGACUUCCGCAGGCAGAGUUUGCCUUCGACAUCCUCCAGUACCACCUCUCUCCUCCAACGCUUACGACUAUCCCAGCCACCAUCGUCGGCAAUACCUAUAUCAGUCGAAGACGACACGCUCCACCCAAUGUCGAUCGGGCCAGCUGUGCAGUCUUUCUUCGCAUAUGCUCCUCAUAUGUUCCCCUUCCUACAUCAGCCUACCUUCGUCAGCGAAUCAUGCAACCCGAGUUUGCUCUUUGCAAUCAUGUGUCUCGGGUUGCACACGGCGGCGGAUAGCUUGACGGACCAUGAAAAGGCAAUGAGUUGUUACCGAGCUGGACUCAGUGGGUUGGAUGGAACUCUGGAGAAGGCUGGUAACCUCAAACCUUCAGAAGUUCUUCCCAUCAUCCAAGCGCAUAUCCUUUUAGAGAUAUACGCUAUCUUGGCUUUGUGUGGGGAGCACACAUCACGAGGCUUGAACCUUCAUCAUCAGGCUAUCCAGAUUGCACGCAAAGCUGGUCUCAUGGAGCCAUACCCCACCCAGCCAUCCUCGACCCAAGAUUUAGACAUGCUCUGGAGGCAGUUUAUCAAAGGGGAGAGUCACAAGCGUACCCUCUAUGCCCUCUAUAUCAACGACUCGACCUGGUACCACUUCCUAUCACGCCCCCGCAGUCUCUCCCACCUGGAGAUCAAGCACGAGCUUCCCUGCCGCUCGUCGCUGUGGGAUGCCGUUUCGGCAACCGACUGGGCUCAUCGGUCUCUGGUAGCCUCAACCGACACAGCCUGCCCACGCUUUCUCGACACUAUCCGUCGCGCCUUCUCCUCCAACCUCGAUGCCUCUCUACAAGUCGACUCCUAUGGUGCUUCACUCAUGACUCACUUUGUCCUGUCAAGCGUGAGGGAGAUGACUGGUUGGUCUACCAUGACAGGCCGGUCCUGCUUUGAGAGGUUUGAGUCUUUGCAUACUUCUAUGGUCAAGCUUGAGCCUCUCGUGAGCGUUCCUAACCACGCUCAAAAGUCGCCGACGACAGCAGCUGCUGAGGCGACCUGGCGGAUGAGCAUGAUAGAGCUGCUGUUGUGGUCACAAUCGCAUACCGGAGGGUUAGUGGAGGAUUCGAUUGAUGGGGCGAUGGCCGCGAUUGCGAUGCUCGGCUCCAAUCCCAUGCUCGACAUCAACCCAGAAAUUAUCCAGUCUGUCGAACAUCACGUCAAUUGGUUUCUCCUCUACCUCCACCGCACCGGUCCGGAUACCCGAUAUGAGACCCCCUUCCUCAGCUUCUACCUCUUCAAAGCUGCAGUCAUUGCAUGGCAGAUAGUGAGGUCGGGCGGCUCGGGCCCGUUGGAGACUGUCGGAGUGAGCGAUAUCGACAGCUUGCUCGGAUGGAUCAGGGCGAUGUUUGAGAGAAGAGUAAGGUGGGGUAUCGGGAAGAUUGUAUCAAAAACACUUGCGGAGUUGCAGAGCCAGAGCGAAUAA